This is a messenger RNA of Amphibalanus amphitrite, 724 nucleotides long. Its product is annotated as dipeptidase 2-like. The record is from RefSeq and is a predicted model, not a curated record. Lineage: Eukaryota; Metazoa; Arthropoda; Thecostraca; Balanomorpha; Balanidae. The coding region runs from base 92 to 709 and encodes 205 amino acids. Gene Ontology annotation, molecular function: metallodipeptidase activity. The transcript has 6 exons. Gene Ontology annotation, biological process: proteolysis.
UUUGUCGGGCCACAGGGAAGGGAAAGUGGCCAGUCUGAUCGGCCUGGAGGGCGGACACGGCAUCCAGUCCACGUUGGCCUCGCUGAGAGCCAUGUAUGCGCUGGGCGUGCGCUACAUGACGCUCACUCACACCUGUGACACACCCUGGGCGGAGUGCGCUCCUAUACCAGGGUUUCGCAAACCAGCCGGCCCUGAGGGCCUCACUCGGUUCGGCCUGACCGUGAUCCGAGAGAUGAAUCGACUCGGCAUGCUGGUCGACCUGUCGCACGUCUCCGAGCUGGCCAUGCGGCGUGCACUCGAACAGAGCGAGGCACCGGUUAUCUUCUCCCACUCGUCGGCGCAGGCGCUCUGCAACUCCAGCCGCAAUGUCCCUGACCAUCUCCUGAAAAAACUGGCUGCCAACGGAGGAGUGGUGAUGGUCAGCUUUUACAACUACUUCCUGACCUGCAACGGUACUGCUCACAUGACGGACGUGGUCGCGCAUAUAAACCACAUACGGAGAGUUGCUGGCGUGGACCACGUGGGCAUCGGUGCCGGCUACGACGGCAUUAACUCCACCCCGCUCGGUCUGGAGGACGUCUCGCGGUACCCGUUUCUGUUUGCCGAACUGCUCCGCGACAGCUCCUGGUCUGUGCUCGACCUGCAGAAACUAGCCGGCCUCAACCUGAUCAGAGCAUUCAGACAGGUGGAACAGGUGAGGGACGGCUAAAAUACAACAUUGGGU